CGUGCCCAGUGUAGAAGAGAUCGUAUAUAUACAUAUACAUACAGGCCCCCACACAUACAUAUACAGAGCCCCUUUUCGAGUUCUUUAGCUCGUGGAAUUGACAUACACACACAUACGUAUACACACUUAACAAUACAUAUAAAAUUGUCUGCCUUUUUUUUCUUUGGUGCCACAAAAGACGAAAAAAGUGCCGUGCUAAAGCAUAAAAUCAAAUAAAACUAAAAAGCAAAAAAGUGAAAAUUAAGCAAGAAGCAAAAGAAAGAGCAUACAUAUAUUAAAAGCAACAUGGCAAGUGUAGAGCAAAAAAAUGCAACAGGCAAUACCAACGGCAACAACGGCACAAUAAAGCCAAAUAGCAACGCUGUGGCCGAGCCAACUGAGCCGCCAAAGGAUGCCAAGGAUCUGUUGCCGCAUUUGGAGUCGCUGGAGCGCAUCAUUAAGUUGCCUGUGGUGAAUGCCGCUUGGGAUAAAUCGCAAGAUGUCUAUGGCAAAGUGAAGGGCAAAAAUCGCGUCUUCAAUUGGGCCUUGAAUGCGGCCGAGGAUUGCGUUGCACGCGCCGUAACCACAGCUGCACCAAUUGUGAACCGCUUGGACCGGCCCAUCGCCUAUGUGGAUCAGACACUGGUCAAGGGCAUCGAGACGCUGGAGGUUAAGGCGCCGAUCAUUAAGGACACACCGCAGGAGAUCUAUGCCCAGGCCAAGAACAAGGUCAUCGAUGUUGUUCAACCUCAUUUGGAUCGUGUGGUCAAAUUCAAGGCAGCGGGUCAACAGAAGGCCGCCUCACUCAAGGAUCUGGCCUGGCAGAAGGCCAAUGAGGUGCUGGCCACCCAAUACGGCAGCCUCGCUGUCAAUGGGGUCGAUACGACCACAGCUUUGGCUGAGCGUCUCCUCGAAUACUAUUUCCCCAAAAGCGAUUCGGACAUCGAGGAGGAUAAUGAUAAACAAAAAGCUGUCGUGCGAAAUGGCAAAAGUGCUGAGAAUGACAUGCCAGUUCCCGCCAGCGAGGACCCCGUAUUACACACAGUCCAGACCGUCGGCCGCCUAUCCAAUAAGAUCUCGCGUCGCGUCUAUAGAAAUGUCUCCAGACAGAUCAAACAGGUCCAACAAGGCAACAUCAACGACUAUCUGAGCUCGCUGAUAGCCGCCCUGAAGCUGCAUCAAUAUAUCAAUUUCAUAAACUCAUCGAUGGGCACUAAUGUGGAGCAGUCGACGCUAUCGAGCGACAACUGUACACCCUAUGGACCCAGCAGCAGCAGCAACAGCAACAGCAGCACCGCCAACACCAACAUCAACAGCAACAACAUCAAUAGCAACAACAGCAACAGCGCAAACAAUGCCAAGAGCAAAGUAGCCGUUGCAACGCCAUCUAGCGUACAGUAGAAAGAUGUGCAGCUGCCAAUGGGGUUUUUCUUUGUCGGGUUGGCUCUGAUUUAAGUCGUCG
Molecule: messenger RNA, 1441 nt
Organism: Drosophila navojoa
Lineage: Eukaryota; Metazoa; Arthropoda; Insecta; Diptera; Drosophilidae
Gene: Lsd-2
Product: Lipid storage droplet-2
Biological process (GO): lipid storage; positive regulation of triglyceride storage
Cellular component (GO): lipid droplet; cytosol
Source: RefSeq, a predicted model, not a curated record